AUGGCGGUCGGCGGAGGGGGCCCGGCGGGGCCCGGAGAGGGGGCGGCGGCGGCGGCGGAGUCCGCGUGGUCCCGGGCCCGGCGGCCGAGGGGGCGUCCGAGGGGUCCGGCGGACCGGCGGUCGCAGGCCUAUGACGCCUCCCGACCCGCCGCCGCCGCCGCCGUUAUCUUUGUCGUCGUCUCCGGCGCGGGGCCCCUUGCCCCAUGGCCGAGCCCCGGGCCCCCCCCCGGGCCCCCCCCCCCGCUGCCCGACCGCCUGCGCCUCCCGCUCUGCUUCCUCGGCGUCUUCGUCUGCUACUUCUACUACGGCAUCCUGCAGGAGAAGAUCACGAGGGGCCACUACGGGGAGGGACCCGACGAGGAGAAGUUCACGUUCGCCUUAACCCUGGUCUUCAUCCAGUGCGUCAUCAACGCGGUGUUUGCCAAAAUCCUGAUCCGGUUUUUUGACACCGCCAGGGUGGACCGAACACGGAACUGGCUUUACGCCGCCUGUUCCGUCUCCUACCUGGGCGCCAUGGUCUCCAGCAACUCCGCGCUGCAGUUUGUCAAUUAUCCGACACAGGUCCUGGGCAAGUCCUGCAAGCCCAUCCCAGUGAUGCUUCUGGGGGUGACGCUGCUGAAGAAGAGCUACCCCAAGGCCAAGUACGUGUGCGUGCUGCUCAUCGUGGCGGGCGUGGCGCUCUUCCUCUACCGGCCCCGGACCGGAGGCGGUGGCGGCGGCGGCGGAGGCGGUGACCACGCGGUCGGCUACGGGGAGCUGCUGCUGCUGCUGUCCCUGACCCUGGACGGGCUGACGGGGGUCUCCCAGGAUCACAUGAGGGCACACUACCAGACCGGCUCCAACCAAAUGAUGCUCAACAUUAACUUGUGGUCCACGCUGCUCCUGGGAGGCGCCAUCCUGUGCACCGGGGAGCUGUGGGGCUUCCUGCGGUUUGCGGAGCGCUACCCCAGCGUCCUCUCCAGCAUCCUGCUCUUCGGCCUGACCAGCGCCCUGGGCCAGAGCUUCAUCUUCAUGACGGUCGUGUACUUUGGCCCGCUGACCUGCUCCAUCAUCACCACGACCCGGAAGUUCUUCACCAUCCUGGCGUCCGUGGUCCUGUUCGCCAACCCCAUCAGCUCCUUGCAGUGGGUGGGCACCGUGCUGGUGUUCUUGGGCCUCGGCCUGGACGCCAAGUUCGGCAAGAGCUCCAAGAAGGUCUCGCGCUGAUGGCGUCGGUGGCGGCAGAAGCUGGGGUCAGGGCUCAAGACCCCCAGCGUGUUGCCUCGGUCCCGGCCCGGCAGAGAAGCAGCGGCGCUGGACUGCGGGCGCCAAUUUGGUUUUUUCCCCACAAAGAAACGACUCUCUGGGAAAACGGCUGCCGGCCCGCGGGGGCUCCUGGGGUCAGGACCCGGGCACGGAGCCCCCCGCCCCAAACCUCACUCCCUACCCUCCCACUGGAAUAAAGCGAGGAGGAGAAAGCAGGCACCUCA
This is a messenger RNA of Tachyglossus aculeatus (Australian echidna), 1469 nucleotides long. RefSeq names its product solute carrier family 35 member B1 (gene SLC35B1). Gene Ontology annotation, molecular function: UDP-galactose transmembrane transporter activity; UDP-glucose transmembrane transporter activity. Gene Ontology annotation, biological process: UDP-galactose transmembrane transport. Gene Ontology annotation, cellular component: endoplasmic reticulum membrane; Golgi membrane. The record is from RefSeq and is a predicted model, not a curated record. Lineage: Eukaryota; Metazoa; Chordata; Mammalia; Monotremata; Tachyglossidae. Bases 1 to 1206 code for a protein of 401 amino acids. The transcript has 10 exons.